GAGAAUGCUGCAGCUGACAAGUUAGAUCAAGAGAAAUGUAAUGCUAUGAUCAGUGGUAAUGAUAUCAAAGGAACCAAUGAUGUACACAGUACUGCUACUGGUACAAACAAGCCAUUGAUAGGAGGUCCUCCACUUUCUCCUAUUGCAUUAAUGGAUAUACCAGAUGAUAGACCAAAAGUAUCUGAAUUGAUAGAGUUUCAUGAGUUAUUGAUCAAAGGACAACUGGAGGAGUCUCUACCACUGCUUGAUGCUGAUACUAUAAGAAAGAUUAGAAAUGCUGUUAAUGAUCAUGAAGGAAUGUCUCUUCUUAUAAGAGCAUUUGAAGAACAUCCAACACUGCUACAUGAAAUGAGAGUAGCUACUAGAAAAAUAAAAGGCUCAUCACAAAAGACACUAAAGUCUCCUCCCCCAGUAGCACCUAAACCAAGAUCAUUAUCACAAAGUAGACGAUCUCAACCAUUGUCAACAGCUAAAAAACAACGACCACUUUCACAAGCCACACAACCUGCUCCUCCAACUGCACCUAAACCACGUCGACCAUCACUAACUACACAACCUCCUUCAAAAGCACCUAAACCACACCUACCAUCAAUAACUAAAAAACCUCUACCAACAGCACCUAAGCCAAGACAAUCUCAAGAUUCAUCAUUAGCUCCACAUGAUCCAACAGCAACAGUACUGCAAGAUAAGGAGGGGAAGAAAGAUCCAUCAUCAUUAGAACCAAUGGAAGGAUCAAUGUCAUGUGAAUACAUUACAAUGAAAGAGAUGUUAGCUGAUCUUGUUGAUCUGUUGGCAGGAAAUGCUCUAGUUAUUUCUCAAUUAAAUAAUCAUCUCUUUUCAUCUGAUCUCAUUCCUAAAGCAGUACAUGUUACUGUUGAAAGUACUGCAAGCCUCACUCCUUAUGAUAGAGCUAAUAAAAUAUUCUCUUCAGUACUAGCAACACUUGAGUGUCAUCCUAAUCCUAACAGUGUGUUCUUUUCUCUCAUUACAUCACUACAGAAAGUAGGACUAAUAAACAUGGCAUCUAAACUAAUGGAAAAAUUAAUAGGAGUUACAGGUGGUCAUGUUGAUCCUAAUCUAGAGCAGCAACCAUCAAUCAGUAAGGGACCACUUCAACCAGUGGAUGUCACUGCACAAUCUCACACACCACAUCCAACAAUCACUGGAUCACAAUCAUCUACUCCUCCUACUGUCAUUGAGCUCAGUUCAAAGGAUGAAGUUGCUGCCAAUAUUGGAAAUCUUCAUUCUCGUUUUGCAUCUCUUGAUUCUAAUAUAAGAGAUGAGUUUGAGGAGCUGGUGGAAAAGGGUAAAGUGAAGCUUAAAGCUGUAGCUAGGAGUGCAGCUACUUUUUUGGACAUACCAGUUUCCACUUUGAAAUAUAGCGAUGUUGAUGAAUUAUUUGAUUCUCUUAAAAAGUAUUGUGAUUUUUUCAGCUGUGGUCUACUUAAACACUUGACAGACACUUAUCUUUCAAAUGCACAAAUUGAACUAGCUCAAUACAUUGAUAGUGUUGAUAAAUUCUCCAAAUUAUCACAAUUUAAGCACAUACUAUUGUAAUCGA
This is a messenger RNA of Amphimedon queenslandica, 1561 nucleotides long. RefSeq lists its product as uncharacterized. NCBI's taxonomy places the organism in Eukaryota, Metazoa, Porifera, Demospongiae, Haplosclerida, Niphatidae. The record is from RefSeq and is a predicted model, not a curated record. The transcript has 5 exons. Bases 46 to 1557 code for a protein of 503 amino acids.